Messenger RNA from Daldinia childiae, 384 nucleotides. RefSeq lists its product as uncharacterized. Lineage: Eukaryota; Fungi; Ascomycota; Sordariomycetes; Xylariales; Hypoxylaceae. The coding region runs from base 1 to 384 and encodes 127 amino acids. The record is from RefSeq and is a predicted model, not a curated record. The transcript has a single exon.
AUGCCGAGCUUCAUCGAAAAGAUCCAAGCUAAGCUUGAGCUAUUCCGGCUCGAGCAGCGAUACACACGUAACCGCCACCGCCGCUCUGCUUUCAUCAGCAAUGCCAUCUACGUCGAUGGCGAGUACAUCUACCAGACCCCCAAUACCACGGGAUCAUCUACCAAUAGCUCCUCCACUGCUGCCUCGUCGCCAGUCGAAGAGCACAAUAGACGCCAUAGUGCUAUCGUCGAAGAGCCAAGAAGCCGUUAUAACAUGGAACCCCAGACACCGGCGCAGAAGAAGCGAUUAAACCGAUUCUCAUCAAUGCCGGGAUUUGGCUCUUCAUCAAAGAGCAGCUCUCGUGACUGGAGACCUGACGUUGUCGACGUGAACGAAGUACGAUGA